AUGGUAAUUUUUCUUAUUCAUUUUGCAGGCCAAAUAGAUCAAUCUACAAAAGCUCAGACACCAGAGGAAAUAUUUAAAGCUAAAGCAUCUCAUUAUGGUAUCAACAUCGUAACAAAAUCUGACAAAAUUAACCAAACUACUGCAAAAGUAUUUAGGAGAGUUGAAGAAGAAAAGAACAGGAAAGAAAUGGCUGAGGACACUAAUACUCAAAAUUUCAUGCAGAAAGCUUCAAAAUACGGCAUAAAAAUCGAGAACCCAAAGAAACGUUUGCAUUCAGAAUCUGAAAGUUCUGAAUCAUCAUCUUUAGAUAUAAAAGCUGUGAAUGGAUCGUCAAAGGUUGGCUUAGGCGAUUCAUUGGGCAAGGGAGAUCAUUUAGACUUCAAUAAAAACGUUCCUGUUUUAUCUGCAGAUAGAUGGAAAAAGACGUGGGGCAGUAAAGGAACGAUGAAUUUAGAAAUGGAAGUUUCUCAUGAAAAAAUUGCUGCAGAUUGUGAAGUAAAUGGUAUAGAAAACAGCCAUAUUUUAUACGCAUUAGAAUCCAAAAAGAAGAGCAAUUACGAACAGAUGUUAACUGCACUUAGGAGAACAAGUUAUGCUCAGGAAGUUGGUGAUAAUGAUGAUUUAUCUACGCCAGAGUUGCAGUCACCAAGAGAUGCAGCUGCACCAGAUGAUUGGGAGAAUUUCAAAGAUGGCAUUAUUAAGACUCCUGUCGUUGAGACUACACGAAGGUUGAGUCAAGAUACUGAUUCACCGUAUAUGUCAGAUGCACUUCAAGAUGAGGAGGUGAAUACAAGGACUAUUACAGAAGAUUCAGAUGAAAAAAUCUUUCAGAUUGCUAAUAAACUUGUACAAAAGGCAAUUUCUUCUGCAUUGCAAGAGUUAAGAGCAGAAGAUACUAUCGACAGAGUAAGGGAAAGACGACGUAAGAAGGCAAUGGAAUCGUCAUUGUAUUCGUGGACAUCAUCAGGUAGUGAUCCACUUGAAAGCGUGAACUUUGCAUCAGAGAGUAGUGGAAGUAGAAGUCAGACACCUCAGAGUGACUUGGAGGGUUAUCUUGCUGCCUCCAUACCAGAUGUUGAACAUGAUCAAAAUAAACAGUGUGAUGGCCAUUUUAAUAUCAUUGCGACAGACAGUUGGAGUUGCAUUGAUGAUUCUGAAAAUUUAAAUGAAAAACGUCCAUUACAUAUAGAUUUGAAAAAUAUAGAAAAUGAAACAAUAGAACUGAAUCCACAAUCACCAGAAUUUAAACCAAGUGGUUUUAACUAUGCCAAAAAUUUGGAGCAACAAGGUUCUUCAACAUCUUUGAAAGCAGACGUUCCUGAAUUUAUUCCCUCUGUGAUUCCAAUGUACGUGCCAAAGACGGGACAAAGCAAAAGCAAUGGAAAUGUUGAACAAAAUCUUUACCAUGAAUCAAUUGAUAUGAAAAAUUAUUACAAACAGAUGUAUUCAACUGGUCAGUGUGCAGAAACUCAGACAGACACGGCUGAGGUCAGUAAUGCCAUGACAAAUACAAAACGAGCGAAAGUUUGUGAUAAAUCUGUAGAGACAAAAACAUGUGAUGUACGAGAAAUUGUUGUAAACACUGUUGAAUCUAUGUUUGAUCAGCAAAGUGUUUUUUUCAUUGAUGAAAAUACAGAUGAAGUUGAUCAUGGUCAUUUGGAUGUUUGUGUUCAGACAGAGGAAAAUGAAAAUUCACUUAAAGAAAAAUUGAUAGAAGCACAGAGGCAGUUAUUGAGGACAAGGUAUUACGUCUGUAAUCAACAGCUUGAACAAGAGAUACAGCAUAUCAGGAGUUCAAAGUACCAGAUGUACUCUGUUUUCUCACAUUUGGAGGACCGGACCAAAGUAGCUGAUGUCGUGGAGACUAGAAUAUUGUACAUAAAGGCGGAGAUACACAGGUUACAGAACAAACUUGCUCAGUAUGAGAAGGUAUUAGAUGAGAAAAUCCUGUUUGAACCAGUACCAGACUUUGGAAUAUCGUUGGAUAUGGACUCUAUGAUAACAUCUCUGGUCAAAACAGACUCUAAAGAAGUGCAGACUGAAAAGAUGCUGUCAAAAGAGAGUACGUCAAACAAUGAACAUCAAUCAAGAUUUCUCUCUGAGGCAAUGAGAAAGGUUCUGCUCAAAGUAGAUGGUAAUUUUGAUGUGUCUAAAGAUUUGGUCACUGUGAUUAAGGAAAUGGUCAGCACCAUCGGCCGAUUGGCUGACUGUGUACAAGAACAUACUGUUAUUGGUAAAGAAAAUAUGGUAGAGACUUUGAGUACCAUGAAGAAAAUUGUGAGAGAAGUUUCAUCUACUGCUAGAAAAGCAGAAUCUGAAAUUAUAAAUUUGAAUAGUUCUAGUCAGACCUCCUUGGCAAAAGAGGCUUUGAAAGAUAGCAGUGUAAUCAACAGGUUACCUGAAAAUUCUGUUUCCGUUGAGAAAUUAGAUGAUAAAGGUAUUUCUAGAGAUAAUUCAGAAGAAAGAAAAGAAAAUAUCGAUGUCAAGGACAAAACAAAGGGUAAGAAAGGAAAGAAAAGUAAGAAAAAGAAGUCGGAAAAAGAAAGUACAGAAUCCAAUCAUGUUAUGGAAGUAAAGACAGAAGAAAGUAUUGCACAGGAGAAUGAGGAAUUUAACAAUGGAGAAAUAAAUUCUGAGAGAACACCAAAAUCGGUAAAAUUGUCAGGGAUGUUAGUAAAAACGUCAGCUUCCCGAGAGAAGCUUGAGGUGAAACUUGAUAAAAAUGUGGAAUUUGACAAAGAAAAUAACUUGUUGACAGAACAGAAUGAAAGUGAAAUGUCUGCAAUACGAAAUGCAGGUGAAGAAUAUACAGUGAAAAAGGAAAGCAAGUUGUCUACAUUAAAAAAGGAUAGCAAUAUUUCUACAGUAAAAAACAAUGACAAUGCAUCUACAUUAAAAAAUGAAAAUCCAGACAUUGGUAGUGCACAGAUAACUGAAAUUAAGAAUUCUUUAGAAGAAAUUGACGAUGAUGAAAUAGAUUUUGAUGUUGAGAUGAGCAAGUCCUAUCAUUCUGCCAGUAGUGAGUAUGUUUCUGCAACCUCACAGCAGACGUCACAGUGUCAUACUCCCGUUUUACUGUCAGCUUCCGAGGAAAAUCAGUUCUUCAUCGCAAACAAAAGUUCUAGUCAGGAAUCUGUGGAGAAACAAGCUGAAAAAUUAACUUGUAAUGAUUCUGCAUCCACAAUGAAUUCUAGCAGUGCUCAGCAGCAAACCAGUGCAAUUAUUGAUUCUAGUCAUAAAAACAAUGAACAGUUUACAGAAGAGAAAAGUGAAGUGCCUUAUUUGAACACUAAUGCAAUUGGAGUGUCAACUAGUGCUAAUGGUACUGUACCUCAGGAAGAAAGUGCAAUAGCAUCUCAGUGUCAAGGUCAUCUGGAGUCUAAAGGUCAGCCUGAUCUUUCUUGUCAAAAUCAAAGUGGACUUUUGUCUCAGGUGACUAGUAACUCAUUGUAUGAGGCUGUUGUUCAGCAAUUAAAGCAAGUGUAUCCACAUUUAGCCAGUAACCCAGUCAUGCUGAAUAUGAUAGCUGUUCAGCAGACGUCAGUUUUACAAAUGUAUCUUGGAAAGUCAGAUGGGGAUGGAUUGGCCAAUCAAAUGCAGGCUUUUGGAAUGGAAACUGCUGGAUCAGCCAAUGCAACAAGUGCUUUGGAAAUGACGGGUGAUGCCAUGCCCAGUCAGAUUCAAGGACCAGACAUGCCUAAUAUUAUGACAAAUCAGUCAAAUUUAAAUAUUCAGCCAAAAAAUCUGAAUUUUUCUAGUCAAGCUGAACACAGCAAAAGUGAUGCUGCUCUUGGCAAUCAGAACAAACCAAUGAAAUCCUCUAUUACAAGUUCUGAUCAUAAUCUGCCUAGCAAAACAUCUGUAGCAAGUUCUAAUAAUAAUCUAUCAAUGAAAUCAUUUGUUAACAGUUCAGGUGACCAAUCUCUGCCAAUGAAACCAUUAACACCCUCUGAAAAUAAAAUGAAAACCGUGUUACAAGGGGAUGGCUUUGAAAUUUUGAAAAAGCCUAGCGACAAAUCAGCAUCCAAUAUUAACAACUCUAAUUCAUUGGAAUUGAGGAUGGAAAAAUACUUGUGUUCACCAGAGGCAGAAACCAUGGUUACCAAAUCCAGUAUUAGUAAAUCGUUGAGUUCCUCGAUAAUUGAUGAUGCUACUAUUUCACCAAAAUCGUCAUCUGUCAGACCACCUGGUUUUGGUGGCAAGAAUGAUUUUUCUGUCGAAACUUCUUCAGACACUAUUCCUGCAAGUGGGUCUCCAACGUUAAUACCACCUGAUAGCUCUAGCUUCAAUGAAUGUACAGAAAGAAGGCAAAGUCCACAAUGUAUUAGAGACUUUGGGAAAACAGAAAUGAGCUCUAAUAUUUUAAGCGGUUUCAAUAAAGAAUCAACUAUCCAAAAACCCCUGGAAGUAACUGGCUCAGGUUUCACAUUCAGUAAAACUUUAUCCUACAAUCUACCUCAAUCGAAAACUGCUGAUUCGGCAACUUCAAAUGUUGCUGUGGAGCAGGGUAAGAAAGUGCCACUUCUGCCUGCACCAGAAAAAAAGCCACUACUUUUGGCAUUGCCCAUCCUGGAGAAGACUAAACAACUUUCUCAGACAAACACAGGAGGGAAAGAAACAUUUCAUGGAAAAUUAUCAGGAUUUGAUAGCAAUUCACCUAGUCCGACAGAGGCAGAGAAGAAAUGGCAGUUCUCAUCUGCUGGUCGACCAAAUUUACCACCAAGACUACAGAAGAAAAGACGAAGUUUUGAGAAUACCAAAGUGAAUCAUCAAUCAUUUUUAUCUGAACCAAGCUGGGAUGAUGAAGUUGAUGAUUAUGCUGAACCAUUUGUUCCAAAUUACGACCCCAGGAGGCCUAUAGAAUUUCACAUUCGUAAACAAUCUGUUGACACUUUAGAAGAAAUUACAUUACCAGAGAAAAGAAAAACAGAAGAUGUGAAAGUAGACGGAGAGAAAGGCAAACAGGAAGAGGAAGAAGACUGGUGUCAGGUGACCAAAAAGAAAAGAAAAGAAACAAAACCAUCAGAUAUUAAGAAACCAGCAGCAAGUAGGAUACGACACAAAUCUGCAGCAGAAAAGACAACCAAAAGUAACAACUUUGACAGACUAGUUCAGAUGUUAAUGGAAGUCUAUACAGGUCUUACAAGGCCACAAGUGAUGGAUGUUAUUCAAGAGGUACGAUUGGUCAGAGGUGGACUAAGUGGUCUGACUGUUAAAGAAAUCAUGGAGAUUGCCAGAACUGUUAUAAUUAGAAAAUAUGAACACAAAAUGACAAAUAAUCAGAGACCUAUGCAGGCAUCAGAUGUCAAAGGCAAGUCCUCAACAAUGACUGGCAGGAGGAAGGCAGAGCUUCAGAAUAUUGCUACUGGUCAUCCAUCCAAUCAGGUCACUAUGGAAACAGUGGAAGAGAGAGCCAAUCGGAUAAAAGUAUACAAUGCCAUGAAGGCCAAGCAAGCUUUGAAUACAUCAGUAAAAUCAAAUGACGAUGAAGAUGACAUCUGUGUGAUUUGCCAUGAUGAGCUGUCAUAUGGAGAGACUAAGAUGUUAGACUGUAAACAUGAGUUUCAUACUGAGUGCAUUAGUAAGUGGGUAUAUGAAAGAGAAAGAACCUGCCCAACAUGUCGAGGGCAUGCCUUGUUUGAAGAUGACUUUCCCAAGCUGGGAACCUAAAAAAAGAGUAUGAACUGCUGAAGAGGAGCUGAUUUGAAAGGUCAAGUAAAGAAUCCCACUAGUGCUGAAAGUUCGUGCAAUAUGGUGUUUGAUGAUGAAAUUUGUCUGAAGACUGUCGCUUAGAUGUAUUGUCAUAUUAAUGUUUUGAAAUGUUAACCAUGGUCUGUCAGUUUUUAAAAAUGUAGAAUGUUACUGGUAAAGGUUUAAACAGUUUCCAACUGAUGAAGAAUUGUGCAUGAUGUAGAGAGUAAAAGUUUAAAAGAUCUCUUAUCCACUGAUAUAUAAUUAUGCAGAAAUAAUGUCAAUACAAUUUAAAGAUUCUUGUUCUCUCUUCUCCAAUA
Mytilus californianus (California mussel) is the source of this 6011-nucleotide messenger RNA. RefSeq lists its product as uncharacterized. Bases 1 to 5670 code for a protein of 1889 amino acids. The record is from RefSeq and is a predicted model, not a curated record. The transcript has 11 exons. Lineage: Eukaryota; Metazoa; Mollusca; Bivalvia; Mytilida; Mytilidae.